Molecule: messenger RNA, 2045 nt
Organism: Hemiscyllium ocellatum (epaulette shark)
Lineage: Eukaryota; Metazoa; Chordata; Chondrichthyes; Orectolobiformes; Hemiscylliidae
Gene: klhl17
Product: kelch-like family member 17
Exons: 13
Coding region: 194-2020 (608 amino acids)
Molecular function (GO): protein binding
Source: RefSeq, a predicted model, not a curated record
UCAGCAUCGCCGAGGGCAGGACCAAACGUCAGUCCUGAGCUUGAUAUGUGGCUACAUUGUCAAUGUUGGCCCAGCAACUGAUCUACUUGUCUCAUUUCACAAAUUUUAACUCAGCCGACCAAAGAUCUCUCCAGACUUGGGCCGAUCUUUCCCUCAAGAAACUUCUGGAAGGUUGAGUGUAAACUUUGUGAGAAUGUCACAGAGAGUGAAACCUGCAAAAGAAGGCACCUCCGAGAGAAGUCCUGUCAUGGAGGGUGGUAUGCAGCUGCUGAACCGUGAUGGCCACAGUAUCUCCCACAAUUCCAAGCGCCACUACCACGACGCUUUCGUAUCGAUGAACCGAAUGAGGCAACGGGGGUUGCUGUGUGAUAUCGUUCUGCACGUGGGCAAUAAAGAAAUCAAGGCCCACAAACUGGUGCUGGCCUCAUGUAGCCCUUACUUCCACGCCAUGUUUACCAAUGAGAUGAGUGAGAGUCGCCAAACACAUGUUACAUUACAUGAUAUCGACCCUCAGGCCUUAGAGCAGCUUGUACAAUAUGCCUAUACUGCCGAGAUUGUAGUGGGCGAGGGAAAUGUACAGACACUGCUCCCUGCAGCGAGCCUCCUGCAGCUGAAUGGGGUUCGGGACGCCUGUUGUAAGUUUCUCCUGAGCCAACUCGACCCGUCCAACUGUCUGGGAAUCCGAGGAUUUGCUGAUACACAUUCCUGCAGCGACCUGCUCAAAUCUGCACACAAGUACGUGCUCCAGCACUUUGUGGAGGUUUCCAAGACUGAGGAGUUUAUGCUGCUGCCAUUGAAACAGGUGCUAGAUCUUAUCUCCAGUGACAACCUGAAUGUUCCUUCUGAAGAAGAGGUAUACAGGGCUGUGCUGAGCUGGGUCAAACACGAUGUGGACGGAAGGCGCCAACACGUACCCAGACUGAUGAAAUGUGUCCGUCUGCCUCUCCUGACUCGUGAUUUUCUGAUGAGUAAUGUUGACACGGAACUUCUGGUCAGACACCACUCGGAGUGCAAAGACCUCCUCAUCGAAGCCCUCAAAUAUCACCUAAUGCCUGAACAGCGGGGAGUCCUCAGUAAUACCCGGACUAGGCCUCGGCGCUGUGAAGGGGCCAGCCCUGUCCUCUUCGCAGUCGGUGGUGGCAGCCUAUUUGCUAUCCACGGGGAUUGUGAAGCCUAUGACACACGGACAGACAGGUGGCACAUGGUAGCCUCCAUGUCGACUCGACGCGCGCGGGUAGGCGUAGCGGCGAUUGGGAACAGGCUGUACGCAGUUGGGGGGUACGACGGCACUUCUGACUUAUCGACUGUUGAAUCCUAUGAUCCAGUAACCAAUUCCUGGCAACCAGAGGUAGCCAUGGGAACGAGACGGAGCUGCCUUGGAGUGGCAGUGCUACACGGCUUGCUGUAUGCGGCAGGAGGUUACGAUGGCGCCUCGUGUUUGAACAGUGCUGAGAGGUACGACCCACUGACUGGAACGUGGUCGUCGGUAGCUGCAAUGAGCACUAGGCGACGAUAUGUCCGAAUUGCAACACUAGAUGGAAACCUCUACGCUGUUGGUGGAUAUGACAGCUCUUCACACUUAGCAACAGUGGAAAAGUACGAUCCACAGACCAACACAUGGACCACUAUCGCUAAUAUGCUGAGCCGUCGGAGUAGUGCUGGGGUGGCAGUGUUGGAAGGAAUGCUGUAUGUGGCUGGUGGGAAUGACGGAACUAGCUGCCUUAACUCCGUGGAAAGGUAUAAUCCAAAAACCAACACUUGGGAGAGUGUGGCACCCAUGAACAUCAGAAGGAGCACGCACGACCUUGUAGCAAUGGACGGGUGGCUUUAUGCAGUUGGUGGCAAUGAUGGGAGCUCCAGCCUUAAUUCCAUUGAAAAAUACAACCCUCGCACCAACAAGUGGGUGGCCGCUUCAUGCAUGUUCACACGACGAAGCAGUGUGGGCGUCGCUGUGCUGGAACUACUGAACUUCCCCCCUCCGUCUUCUCCCACGCUCUCUGUCUCUUCGACCAGCCUCUAAUGCCAGAGUCCCAGCCAGGCCUUAC